AUGGCUAUUCAUGUUAAAAAUUCACAGGAACUCAAAGAAACACUAGAUAAAACAACAAAUAAAUUAGUAGUGUUGGAUUUUUUUGCUAAUUGGUGUGGACCUUGUAAAACUCUUGCCCCAAAAAUUGAAGAAUAUGCCAAACAAUUUGAAUCGAAUAUUUUAAUAAUAAAAAUUGAUGUUGAUGAUUUGGAGGAGAUUGCAAUGGAAUAUGAAAUUUCAAGUAUGCCAACUUUAAUAUUCAUUAAAUCUGGUGAAGAAUUAGAAAGGUUUUCUGGGUCAAGUACCGAUACAUUAGAAAAAUUAAUUAACCAGCAUGUAGAGACUCAAAACAAAGCCGUUGAGCAGACAUAA
Molecule: messenger RNA, 351 nt
Organism: Condylostylus longicornis
Lineage: Eukaryota; Metazoa; Arthropoda; Insecta; Diptera; Dolichopodidae
Product: thioredoxin-2-like
Exons: 2
Coding region: 1-351 (116 amino acids)
Molecular function (GO): protein-disulfide reductase activity
Source: RefSeq, a predicted model, not a curated record